Messenger RNA from Cyclopterus lumpus (lumpfish), 4843 nucleotides. RefSeq lists its product as uncharacterized. Gene Ontology annotation, molecular function: ATP binding; microtubule severing ATPase activity; ATP hydrolysis activity. The transcript has 3 exons. The coding region runs from base 277 to 2349 and encodes 690 amino acids. Lineage: Eukaryota; Metazoa; Chordata; Actinopteri; Perciformes; Cyclopteridae. The record is from RefSeq and is a predicted model, not a curated record.
GAGAGGGAGGGGAGAGAGAAAGAGAGAGAGAGAAGGAGAGGGAGUGGAGUUGUGUCCCAUAUGUGGAAAAAAAGCAUAGCAGUGUACACACAAGUCUGCUGUGCUCCAGGGAUUAUCGUAGCGCUUUCAGAUCUGAUGGAGGACAUGCAGGCAUGAGUAGGGCUGUUCUGUUGUCAGUGCGAGCUCAUGCCUGUGAUGGACUACAGCCGGACGGACGCUAACCUUAGCUGGCUUUCACAAAACAGCAUUCCGCCUUACUGAGACCAGCUCCACAGAAUGCUGAGUCCUAUUGUCCCCUAUAGCCUGUUAAAGAUGCACUGGAACCCAGAGCAUGCCCAGCCUCUCAGCCAAUGGCCUGAGCAGCACCUGGACGUCUCCUCCACCACCUCCUCUCCAGCCCACAAGUCGGAAUUAUACUCUGCUCGCGGUCGCAGCGGCUAUAACUAUGCCUGGGCCAAUGAUGAUAUCUCUGCUCUCACAGCCUCCAACCUGUUGAAGCGCUAUGCUGAUAAAUAUUCCGGCGUGCUGGACUCACCAUAUGACCGGCCAUCUACUGUGGGCACUUACCCAGAGCCAGGGGCCUUUGGGGGCCUCAACCCCCCAAAAACUGAGCUGGAGCCCUGGCCACUGUCACACGGUACUGAUGCCUCCUAUUCCCUGGUGCCCCCUGGAGGCCAUGACAGCCUCUCAGGUUCAAAGGCCAUAGCCACAUCUGCAGGCCCUCCAGGGGUUAGUAGUGUUUCGGUGGUGAACAGUAACCUCUCAGACUCAGGCUACAGUGGCAGCAGCUCCUGCAGUGGCUCCAGUGAGUACCCCUCUAGCUACAAUGGCACAUAUCUUUCCUCAGGGUACUGUCCCCAACCCAGUGCAGCACUUCCCCCUGUCCCCCUCCACACUCUCCAAUCCACCCCCACCCUAGUGCCCAGCUAUAGCCCUACCACACCUGUCUAUAACUACCCCCCUAGCACAUACCCUCCCCAGACCAGCCUUGCCCCCAGCUACAGCCACCCCUCUGCAACUUACCUUCCCUCCGGUCUACCAGCCCCUACUCCUGUUCCCUCGAGGCCCACAGUGGUAGGAGGCAGCUAUAGUUACCAGAUCACCAACCUUGGGACAUCUGAGUCUGAAGGGACAUUAAAGAGAAAAGCAUUUGAGAUGAGUAUAGAAGAUGAUGAGACUGCAGAUGGGUCUCGUUACAGGAAAUAUAGCUAUGAGCCCUUGAAGGCUGGGGGAAACUCACCCUACAGUGUGAAUGACAAAACAGAGUGCCGGGGGAACGGCUUCAGCAAUUUAGGCAGCACAGACCCUCAUACCUUCAAGGCUAGUAAGCCCUCUUCCCAGCCCCUAGUGUCUCCUCAAUAUGGGGCAGUUGGGGAGUACAGCCCUCCAGCAGGCAUGACGGGGGAAAAUGGCGUGGCAGAGCAGGGCUUCAUCCAACAGCAGCAGCAGCACCGCUCCCAGGCGCACAAACGCUCCCCAUUGUGUGCUCCAACUGUUGAGACUAUGAAGAGCCCAGACCCCCGACUGUUGGACCUUGUUAAUGGGGAGUUACUGGACUGCAGCCCAGCACUGGGCUGGGGCGAGCUGGCUGGGCUCACCCAUGUCAAGGCUGCCCUGGAGGAGGACCUGCUGUGGCCCGUGUUGAGACCCAGUCCAGUGAUGCGGUCACCAAGAACCGUCCUGCUCUUUGGCCCCCGAGGAGGAGGUAAGACGACGCUGACUCGUUCUUUGGCCUCACAGUUGGGGGCUUCCUUCUACCGAUUAAGUGGAGCCAUGCUUGCCUCUAAAGGGAAGGCUGAGGCGGAGCACAUUCUGGGGUCUCUUUUGCAGGUAGCAGGGGCACGGCAGCCCUCAGUAGUGCUGCUCAGCCAGGUGGAAGCCAUGGAAGAGGAGGGGCUGAGACAAACACUGCUGACCACCUUGGAGAAAGCCCAGGUGGGGAGCACAGGUCUAGUGAUUCUUGUAUGUGCCACCGGAAGGCCAGAUCUGCUGCAAGAUGCAGUUCAUCGGAGCUUUGCCAAACGCUAUCACGUUGGGCUGCCAGAUGUGGGUUUGCGCAGGCAGGUGCUGCUGCAGGCGCUGCCGCCCCAGGGCUGCAGCUUAAGCGAGAGGGAGCUGAGUGCUGUGCUGCAGCGCACAGAGGGCUUCUCAGUGUGGGAGCUGCUGCAGCUCUGCCAGCAGGCCCUCUCCUCAGCAUCCUCCCCCUCUGGGGCCAUGCAUGGCCACCCCUCAUCCUCCAAGCCCCCAGCCUUCACAGACUUUGAGAAUGCCUUCUGCAAGGUGCGCCCACACACCACCACAAAAGAACUGGACACUUGCAUAGAGUGGAGCAAGAUGUAUAACCACUGAGAAAGCAGCCAGUCACUGUACCUGGACUCUCCAUCUUUGCUUUGAUAUGGAAAGCCAUGGGAAUGUUUUCUUGUUGUUCUGUAAUUACAGAUUUUACAGCCAAAAGAGCCAGAGAAGUUCAACGAUACGGGAGAGCUGACAACGUUGUCUUACUGGCAGAAGCAUGCCAUAGUGUGCUGUUUUUGUUUUAGUAUGAAUAUCCACAAUGUUUUAUUUUUCCCAAAGAAAAGAAAGAUGAAUAGGCCUUGUUGAGUGGGGUAGUAUAUUAGUAUUUUGGCCAAUGGGAAAAUCAGAUUAUAUACUAUUUGGAUACUCUCAGAGAUCCUGAUUAGCCUUCGUCUGGGACAAAAUCAAUUGUUUGUUGCUCGGUGACGUGGUCCAAGAUUAUGGAUAAUCAGGGUUUGGAAAAUCCCCCCUUUGACUGCUACUCUCAGGAUCCUAUUUAUUGCCAGUCCACUUCCAUGUUAUCUUAAUGCUGAUUUAGUCAUUGGAUUGUCACUCAUUAUUUAGUCAGAAGGGCUUGGGAUCAGACAGAAAGAUUUCAGUAAACCACAGUUUUUGACCAAAAAUAUGUCAAACCAAAUGAAUCAGCAGUAUUGCUAUAUUUCACAAAACGGACUUGUCCCCAAAAUCUAAAUAAAUAUAUGAAUCUUUCUCAAAUCCGAAACUUUGCUGCAGUCCAUCCCAGGAGUUGGAGUUCUGCAAAUAAAACCUUGCAGAACUCAACAUUUUUGUUUGGAGAAAUACUUCACACAUAUCUUUAUUCAAUUCACUUGCAAAUAGCACUACAUUUCAAUGACUUCAUAAGUUCUAUAUACAUAUGUUCUUGAUCUCACAUUCCUCGUCAUCUGCAGUUUUCCUGAGAAUCUCACUUACAGAACAAAAUGUGUACCUACAGCGUGUCUGUUUUCUCUUACACUUACUCCUUUUGUGUUAUUAGUAUGUAGUCUUGUUUGAAAUGCUCAGGAAGAAUUUCUUUACCUCAGAAAUAUGAAAUAAAGAAUGUAUGUAAUCUUAGGGUCUUAGUAGAGAGUGGCGUGAAGCGAGAGAAAGAAGCGAGGAGAAACCUGACAGUCUUGUAAUACCCACUACCGCUGGGCUUUUACCUCGGGAGAGACACUUGAAUAUGCUACAAAGAGUAACAUUGAAUGUAAUUCAGGUAUUUCAAAGGAUAUUUGAUGCCAUAAAUCCAUGUAUUAUUAUAUAUGAAUAUACAAACAUGUUUUCUUUUCUGUUCUUUAACCCUUUAUUUGUAUUGUAGUUUAUGGUGGAUUGAUGAUUGUCUUCAAGAAAUGCUAUGUAGAAUACAGAAAAUAUUCAUUUUUUUGUUGGACAAACUGUUCACUGCUAAUCCCAGUAUUGUUUCGUGUUUACAUAUCCUGUAUAUGCAUGUCUGCUGAUAAUAGUUUUAUGGCUGCAAGAUACCAUUCAUAAAUGUAAAUACAAUGCAAAAAAUCAUACAUGUGCACACACAGUGAACAUCUGAGCACAAUAAGAAAAGAAAGAAAACAUAGAUGCAGAAUCAGUUUAUAGAUUAUGUCUAUAUGUACCUUUCAGAAAAUCCCAAAGUCUACGAACACACACUUUUUGUGUACACAACGUUUAGGCAAUCUAGAAAAAUCUCUCCUUUUCCACCAGUUCUGUUUUAACAAGCUGGAAAACGCUGGUCACUGGAAUGCUGGUACAGAGGUCGCUCAUGUUAGACUGUUGCUAUGGUCCUCAGGAGGUAUACACAGAGUGAUGCAAUAUCUCCCACUGCCCUUUCCUCCUCUCUGUCUCUCCCUCCCUCCCUCAUCAUUAUUUUCCUCUUUUUCUCUCUCCCCAGUGCAAUCUCAUUAGAUUGGAUUGCCCCCUGGCCACGAGCCCCAGUGGCCAUGUGGCGUUGCAUCCUCUCCCCACCCCCCUUCUCCCUUCCCUUCCCUUAUACCGAUUCCUCUGGAGUGGAAGUGGUCUGAUUGAUGUCCAGCAACCCUAUAUCACAGCACAGCCGUCCCUCUCCAGCUGGUGGCUUCAGUCAUGCCAUACAGCCAGAUCAAUUAGAGUGACCCCCGCUGUGCAUACUGAUCACAGUCUCAGAAACUGAAAACACAUUUACAACUUACAGAACAACCCCUGCCUCAAGUGGCAUGGUCUAGAUAAUGCUUGUGACUAUUCACAUGUAAUUAAAUAUUAAUGAUGGUACAAGUAGCUCACAUGUUGAUGUUUGUUGUGCCCACCACUCCAGACAGUUUGUCCAAUAAAACAAGCUUUUAUUUUUUACAUGUUUUGAUCUGUUCUGGCGGUAACUUUGUUCUUGGUUAUUGUACAUUUUCUGUAACCAUUUCUACCUCAUUUUUGCGGCAUAUUGUACAUGAAAGUAUUUAUUUCAUGUCUUUUUUUUAUGUCUGUUUUAAACAUGAUAAUAAUGUUCUUUAACUGUAAUGGUCUACCUCAAAAAAGACUGUAUUUUAAGAAAAGAGUAUCACACAAUAUUAAACAGAAUUUGUCCAUAUUG